Messenger RNA from Naegleria gruberi, 906 nucleotides. RefSeq lists its product as uncharacterized. The transcript has a single exon. The record is from RefSeq and is a predicted model, not a curated record. Lineage: Eukaryota; Heterolobosea; Eutetramitea; Acrasida; Naegleriidae. Bases 1 to 906 code for a protein of 301 amino acids.
AUGAAACGUAAAUCAGCAGAAGAUGGUGCUUUAGGAACAUCAUUACGUCCACGUACUGCUAGCUCAUCUGUUAAUGGUGGUGGCAAUUCAUCCAAUAGUGGUAGUACCCCAAGCUCAUCUAAUAAUGGUGGUAUUAGUUCAGUGGUGUCUGGAGCUGGUUCAUCUGUUAAUGGUGGUGUUGGUAGUUCAAGUUCUGAAUCGGUUAAAAUUACCAAAUUGGAAAAGAGAAUACAGCAAUUGAAUGAACAAGCAAAAAAGUAUAAAGCUACCAUUGAAGAUUUGAAGAGAAAAAGACAAGAGGAUGCUCUAACAAUUCAAUCAUGCAAAAAGCAAUGUGAAAGACAUGAUGCAAGUAUGCAACAAACAAAGAAAUUAGUUCUUGAUUUCCAUAAUAGUAUUCUAUCAAUGGACAUUUUCGAGGUUAAAGAGGGCACAUACUGGAUCACUUUUGAAGGUGUUGAAAAAGGGGUACCAUCUACAAAAGUGAAUGACAUGCUGAAAAGAAAGCAACCUAAUGUAGUAAUAGAACAACUAAUAAUCAUAUUCUCUUUAGGAACUGUUACCACUCAACAAUUCAGAGCUUUGGAUUUAAUCAUGACAAGAAUCUGUCCACUCAUGAAAGAAUCCAAGCACAGACUCAAGAAUUUCAAAGAUAGAAAGAGUAAACUCUUCAAUAGAAAGGCUGUUGAUGAUGGUACCACAGCUAGAGCCAAAGUGGUACUUGUUGAUGAGGAUUCUAAUUCAACUGUCUUAUUGCAAGAUGCUGAACAAAAUACUGAUAUCAGUACGGAUGGUAUUGUUAAUAAUAAUAAUAAUAUGAAUAUUGAUAACAAUAUUGAACUCAAUGAAGAAUGUGAUGAAGUAUUACCAUGUGGUGAUGAUGAUGAUGUUGGUAUUAUUAAUUAA